Messenger RNA from Sparassis crispa, 621 nucleotides. RefSeq lists its product as hypothetical. Gene Ontology annotation, cellular component: methylosome; plasma membrane; spliceosomal complex. Lineage: Eukaryota; Fungi; Basidiomycota; Agaricomycetes; Polyporales; Sparassidaceae. The transcript is spliced from 3 exons. Gene Ontology annotation, biological process: mRNA cis splicing, via spliceosome; spliceosomal snRNP assembly; chloride transport. The record is from RefSeq and is a predicted model, not a curated record. The coding region runs from base 1 to 621 and encodes 206 amino acids.
AUGGCACCUCUCACACUGAUCACCACAUUGCCGACGUUUAUCACACCCGAGGAGCACAAAAACAUCGUCGCUGCAACGCCUACAUCGUUCGCCGCCAUCCCACCUGUGCUGCGCCAUAGGGAAAAGCACGUCUCGAUCACGCUCGACCCACCAGUGGAAGGAUUUACGCAGGAAGAUUGUGCAGUAGGAACGCUCUACGUGAUUGAGAGCGUGCUGGUGUUCAUGUCCGAAACGGGACGUGGAUUCCAAGUGGAGUACCCGUCCAUAACAUUGCACGCAAUAUCUCGGGCAGAGAGCGGCCCCUCGAUCUACUGUCAACUGGACGAGCAAACGGAUGCCGAAGAGGAGUCAGAGGGGCCCGCUGAAGUAGAUAUUGCAGAAAUGCAGGAACUCAUUAUUGUGCCUCAGAAUGCCUCGGCACUCGAGGACAUAUUUGACGGCCUUUCGGUGUGCGCAUCAUUACACCCCGACCCGGCAUCGCUCGACGAGAUGGACGACGACGACGGCGUGUUUGUCGAUGCCGACCUCGAUACGUUCACGGGCAAUGAGGAGCAGGAGCUCAGCGAUGUCGGGAGGGUGCGCAGCGAUUUCGUCACCAACGCCCGUUACGCGCCGUACUAG